AUGUUUGGUAAGGGAGAUUUCCUAUUCACACUCGAUUUACAAUCUGCAUAUCACCACAUAGAAAUUUAUCCAGAUCACCAAACCUACCUUGGUUUUGCAUGGAAUUUUGAAGGAAAAUUGAGGUAUUUCGUUUUCAAGGUAUUACCGUUUGGACUGUCCACGGCCGGGUACAUAUUUUCGAAAGUUACUAGGGAGCUCGUGAAGUACUGGCGAGCUGGAGGUCACAGGGUCAUCAUGUAUCUCGAUGACGGAAUUGGGGGUCACAGGAAUAAGACACGUGCAGUAGAUCUUAGUAGGCAGGUACAUAAAGAUUUAGGCAGGUUCGGGUUUUUGAUAGCGGAGAACAAGUGUGAAUGGGAACCAACCCAGGAGGUUACAUGGCUAGGGUUGCGAUGGAAUAUGACAGAGGGUAUGGUGUAUAUUACAGAAAAAAGGUUAGUAAGGUUUGAGACGUCGGUGAAGGCAGUUUUAGAUUUUGUGUCGGUUGGGAGGUUGGGUGUACCAGCUCGAGUCCUAGCAGGGGUAGUAGGUCAGGUAAUUUCUAUGGGCGUUGCCUUUGGGACCGUUGUGCGUUUUAUGACCAGGUAUAUGUAUGCAUGCAUACUGACACGGGCAGGAUGGGAUUCUUUUAUAUUUAUUAACAAGGAAGCACUAGACGAGCUAAGGUUCUGGGCAGGAAAUGUUAGAGUGUUAAACGGGAGGCCAUUCCAUAUCAGAGACAAUACUCAUGACGUAUCAAUUUACAGUGAUGCAUCAGGCACAGGGUACGGUAGAUAUGUGCUACAGGUAAACGACAGUAAGGUCAUAGGUACGUGGUCGGAGGCUGCGAUGACGGAGAACUCUACAUGGCGCGGGCUCGAGGCGGUAGUUCGCAUGUUGAGACAUUAUUACAUGGAUGGCCUGGUAGGGCCACGCCUGGUAGGGCGUAAGGUGUUGUGGUUGACUGACAGCCAGAAUGUAGCUAGUAUAAUACACAAUGGCAGUAGGAAAAAAGAACUACAGGGGAAGGCAAGGCAAAUUCGUGAUAUUUGCAACAAUGUGGGGUGUGAGAUUGUCACUUCCUGGAUACCUAGGGCGGAGAACAAGUUGGCAGAUCUGUAUAGCAAGUCUGGGGACAGUGAUGACUGGGGAAUACACAGGGACGUGUUUCUAGGCUUGGACGAUGCAUGGGGUCCAUUUACGGUGGAUAGGUUUGCUUCGACACAUAAUACAAAAUGCGAUUUGUUUAAUUCGCGUUGGUGGUGUCCCGGUACGGCGGGUGUUGAUGGUUUGUUGCAAGUUUGGGCAGGUCAAAAUAAUUGGUUAGUACCACCCCCGCGGUUGAUACCCAAAGUAGUUAACAAAUUACUAGACGAGCAAGCUCAAGCAGUUCUGGUGGUCCCAUACUGGACGUCAGCGCCGUUCUGGCCAGUUAUCGCCCCUAGUGAGGGUCGAUUUGCCUGUUUCGUCAAAGAUUAUAAGCAGCUACCCCCGGAAAGUGUGAUCCAGGGGAAGGGGCUAGGACUACAGGCACGGGUAGACGAGGCGAUGCGGGCGGUAGGGUCGCUAUCUCAACAUUUAGAACUUCUUUCUUCAAAGAUGGCUGGAUACGUGCUGAGCUCUAAAGCUGACAAUACUGUGUCCAAGUAUUAUGGUGGUUUUCGGAGAUGGAGCCAAUUCAUUACGCGGGAAGGCACGGAUAGACGAGGCGAUGCGGGCGGUAGGGUCGCUAUCUCAACAUUUAGAACUUCUUUCUUCAAAGAUGGCUGGAUACGUGCUGAGCUGUGUCCAAGUAUUAUGGUGGUUUUCGGAGAUGGAGCCAAUUCAUUACGCGGGAAGGGGGUUGCGCGCUUCCGGGGCAACCCAUCCAUGUGGCGUUGUAUUUAA
This is a messenger RNA of Ylistrum balloti, 1866 nucleotides long. RefSeq lists its product as uncharacterized. Lineage: Eukaryota; Metazoa; Mollusca; Bivalvia; Pectinida; Pectinidae. The record is from RefSeq and is a predicted model, not a curated record. Gene Ontology annotation, molecular function: nucleic acid binding. The transcript has 2 exons. Bases 1 to 1866 code for a protein of 621 amino acids.